Molecule: messenger RNA, 819 nt
Organism: Aspergillus tubingensis
Lineage: Eukaryota; Fungi; Ascomycota; Eurotiomycetes; Eurotiales; Aspergillaceae
Product: copper acquisition factor BIM1-like domain-containing protein
Exons: 3
Coding region: 1-819 (272 amino acids)
Source: RefSeq, a predicted model, not a curated record
AUGCCUUCCAAGAAUAUGUUCACUAGCUUGCUAGCAGCGGCGAGCCUGAUGGCUUCCGGCGUGUAUGCUGCUGAAGCCACCGAUAUGGGUGCUGCGGCAUUCUUGUGGCCACCAGACAGAGCUUGGGGAGCCACCUGGGACACCACAGCCCCUUGCGGUUCAUCGGCGGGGGUUACAAACCGAACCGAGUUUCCUCUCACAAAUGGUGCAGUUUCUAUAGUCCUUCAGGAUGAAUCAUACUCCGUUAACCUCGCUAUCUCCUUUGACAAUGACCCCACCAAGAAUGCCGAUUUCACCACUGUUGUGGCUGGCAGCCGCUUUCCUGACGUCGAGCCUGGUCACGAAUGUUAUUCAGUGCCCAACCCACCAUCCAACAUCACUUCCGGCUCCAACGCUACUCUUCAGUUGAAAUACAUCUCCGACUUCGACAAUGACGGUAACGAGACCUACUAUGCAUGUGCUGAUAUUACCUACGUACCGUAUAGCUCAUUCACCACCGACAUCCCAUGCUUCAAUGUCUCAGAGGCCGACACGAGCAGCUCGUCUUCGUCGUCGUCCUCGUCCUCGUCAACCACAUCGGCUAGCAGUUCCAGCAGCAGCAGCUCGGGAGGCUCGAACCGACUGUCUGGAGGCGACAUUGCAGGAGUCGUGGUAGGAACAGUGGCUGGUGCUGCGCUGAUAGGUGCAGCCGCAUUUUUCCUCGGUCGGUACUGGCAGAAGAGGGUGCAGCGCGAACAUGAAGUCGCUAUGAACAUGAUGAACCCGGCUCAGAAGACGUGGUCGGCUUCGACGGCUGGUCGCCAACAGCAGCAGGCAUAG